Amphimedon queenslandica is the source of this 1261-nucleotide messenger RNA. Its product is annotated as stress response protein NST1-like. The record is from RefSeq and is a predicted model, not a curated record. Lineage: Eukaryota; Metazoa; Porifera; Demospongiae; Haplosclerida; Niphatidae. The annotation marks the transcript as partial. The transcript has 4 exons.
CACCCUUGAAACGUGUACAAAAGAGAUAGGUGGUUUUCCUGUCUUUGCUCUUUAUCUCGCUCUUUAUGUAAUGGCGCCUUCUUUGUCCCUUUAUGUAGGAGCCUUUCUGCUUCUAGUCUCACUCUCUGAUGCUAGAUACAAACUCUGCUGCGAUGAAAAUUGCAAAACUCCGAUAUCUUUGGGUCGUACUCGUAACAGAAAGGUUGAUCGUGAAGAAGGUUACUUGACAUAUCCUGCCAAUGCAAAGCUGACAAUUUGGGCUAAGCACCACAACGGGAUUGAAGAUAUAUGGGAAGCUGAGAUGUAUGGCAGGCGUGGUCUAGUUAACAGAGAAGAUGUGAUGGAGUCAAUAGUCCAUUGCCAUGUCCCAAAGCACUGGGUACCUUUGAAAGAAGAGGUAAAAGACAAUGUUGAAGUCACACCCUCCAACGAUCAGCCCAAAGAAGGAGAGAAUAUUGAGUCCGCCGGUACUGAUGAUAAUAAGAGUAUUGAUAAUAAUGAAGGAGGAACAGAGGCAGCUGAAGGGAAUGGAAAUGAUGAUAAUUCUGAAACUGAGGUUGAGGAUGAUCCUGAUUAUGAAUCACAUGAUAAUCACAUGACCAAUAAUGACAACGAGGAUGAUGAGGACGAUGAUGAUAUGGAAUAUUUUGGAGAGGAAGGUGGAGAGAAGAAUCCUUCAAUGACUGCCGGGGAAUAUAAUGAAAAGGAGAAUAAUGGUCUUGUGAAUGGAGAGUCUGAAACUGAGGGAUCUGUACUGGAAGAAAAGGAGAGAGAGGAGAAAGAUAGGUCAGGAAAUAUAGAAGUGAAAGAUGAGGAGAAAAAGGAAGAGGGAGAGAGUAACACAGACCCGCAUAUAAAUGCCACUGAUCCUACCAUGAUUGAUCAAUCAGUGAAAGAGCUUGAUCUUACCACUUAUAGUCAUAUCCAGUCGUCUCUUGAUGUCACUCACAUGUCAUCCGAAAUGCAACACAAAACUGUUCUACCUACCUUUUCUGAGACUCCCCUGCCAACUUUCACAGAAGCACCCAUUGCUACUGAUAGCGAGGAAAAUAAGGGAAGGGAGGAGGCAGAAAUGAAGAAAGAGGAGGAGGAGGGUAGCAGGGAAACAGGAGAAGAUGAAAUGAGGAGAAAAAUGGAAGAGGAGGUAGAAGCUUUGAAAAGAGAAGAGGACGAGAGAAUUAGGAGAGAAGAAGAAGAAAGGGCAAAGAAGGAAGAGGAAGAGAAGAAACAGGAAGAAGAGAUGAGAAAGAUAGAGGAAGAG